Molecule: messenger RNA, 2819 nt
Organism: Syzygium oleosum
Lineage: Eukaryota; Viridiplantae; Streptophyta; Magnoliopsida; Myrtales; Myrtaceae
Product: G-type lectin S-receptor-like serine/threonine-protein kinase At1g61370
Exons: 7
Coding region: 200-2674 (824 amino acids)
Biological process (GO): protein phosphorylation; recognition of pollen
Molecular function (GO): ATP binding; protein serine/threonine kinase activity
Source: RefSeq, a predicted model, not a curated record
GGCCAUUCUGUGGCAAUAUCAGCGCCAAGUGGUUAGUUCGUUGGUGAAAUGAGACAAGCAUAAAAAAGACUUGAAAGUCAUCAUACCUUGAGCACCAUAGUUUGCCUCGCAAAAGAUCUUGUUCAUCUAUUCUUGAUCGGCAGAAAGUGCAGAAUAACCGACCCACCGAAUUCGAUAGGCUCGUUCAGUCAUUCUUAUCAUGCGACUUAUAAUUGCUUGGUGCUCUUGCUUAAUCGUCUUCUUCCUACUUCAGGCAAGUCAUAUAGCCAGUGGCAUGGUUAACAAUAUUACUGCAUCGGACCCGCUCUUUGCAAACCAAACUCUCCUCUCCCCUGGCAAAAUCUUCGAGCUUGGGUUCUUCACGCCGAAUGGGUCAGAAAAUCGGUAUGUUGGCAUACGGUACAAGAACUUGACGCCUUCUAAAAUCGUGUGGGUGGCCAAUAGGGAUGCGCCGCUUGCGUACACAGAUCGGUCUGCAAAAUUAACGAUAGGCAGCGAUGGAAAUCUGGAGCUCGUCGAUGGACAACAGAAAAUAGUUUGGUUUACCAAUGUCUCUGGUCAGUCCAAUAAUACUUCAGCAGCACUAUUAGAUAGUGGGAAUUUUGUUCUGCAAGAUGCCAACUAUACUGUAAUAUGGGGAAGCUUCGAGCAUCCAACAGACACUCUUCUUCCGGGCAUGAAGAUGGGAGUAAAUGUCAGGACUGGAGCGAAACAGUAUUUAAUUUCCUGGAGAAGUGACACUGAUCCGUCCCCUGGAAGUUUCGUGACUGGAAUUUCAUCGGAGACGCCGCCUCAGCCUUUCACUUGGAAUGGUUCGACCCCUUACUGGAGAGGUGGGCAAUGGGACAAAUCAAAAUUUAUCGGCAUAGAAGGCAUGGACCAAUCGUACCUGAGUGGGUACAAUGUCCAGCAAGAUAUUCAGCAGGGGACCACUUACUUUUCGUACAGCAUCCCUGGAUACAUGUUCGUUUCACCUAGAGGAUCUCUUAAGUUAAUGUACUGGGUUGAUGGAGCUAAGGCGUGGUUGACGAUUUGGGAGGCACCAAACAAUACUUGCGAGAUUUAUGGAACUUGUGGUCCUUUUGGAGUUUGUAACUCGUUGAAAUCGCCUAUUUGCAGAUGCUUAGAUGGAUUUGUGCCAAAGUCAAAUGAGGAAUGGAACAGUAGAAACUGGACCGGAGGAUGUGUAAGAGAGACAGAAUUGAAUUGCCAGAAAAACACAAGCACAUCAGCUUCGACAAACGUAAAGAAAGAUGCCUUUGGGCGAAUGAGCCAGAUGAAACUACCUGACUCUGGGGACUAUUUAUCAUACAUUAUAGAUCAAGAAGGAUGUCUAAGCUGGUGCCUGAGCAAUUGUUCUUGCUUGGCUUAUUCUUAUGUCAGCACCAUCGGGUGUAUGGUUUGGACUAAAGACCUCAUCGAUCUUCAGAAAUUUUCCACAGUUGGGGAAGAUCUAUUUGUUCGAGUGGCACAUGUAAAAACAGGAGGAUCAUCACGGAAAGCAGUUAGCAUCAGCCUGAGUACCAUUGCCGGGAUCAUGUUCUUUGCCGUGUUUGGUUUUGGUCUUUGCAAAUGGAGAGCUAAGAAAAGAGGAAACUUGAGCAAAAUUCUAAGGGUCCUUGACUCAGUAGAUGCACCUGAAAAUCUGGGUGAAUUGAAGCAAGAUGAUUCACCGGAUUUGACCCUUUUCAGUUUUGAUAGCAUACUACUUGCUACAAACAAGUUCAGCAUGACAAGUAAACUCGGCCAAGGAGGGUUUGGCCCCGUUUACAAGGGAAAGCUGAAUGGUGGGAUGGUAGCUGUGAAAAGGCUUUCUAGUAGCUCAGCCCAAGGCGUUGAAGAGUUCAAGAAUGAGAUCGUCCUAAUAUCGAAACUUCAACAUCGAAAUCUUGUUAAACUCCUGGGUUGCUGCAUUGAAGGAGAAGAAAAGAUUUUGGUAUACGAGUACUUGUCGAACAAAAGCUUGGACACCUUUCUCUUUGAUUCAAGAAAGAAGGCAGAACUUGACUGGGGCAAACGAUUCCAAAUUAUUCAAGGGAUUGCAAGGGGGCUUCUCUACCUCCAUCGAGAUUCUUGCCUCAGGGUCAUACAUCGAGAUUUAAAAGUGAGCAAUAUUCUCUUGGAUGAAAAAAUGAACCCGAAAAUUUCGGAUUUUGGAUUGGCCCGAAUGUUCGAGGGCACUCAAGUUUUGGUGAACACUCAGAAAAUUGUUGGAACACUUGGCUAUAUCGCUCCUGAGUAUGCCAUGGGUGGAAUGUUUUCCGAGAGGUCUGACAUCUAUAGCUUCGGGGUGUUGCUAUUGGAGAUUGUUAGCGGCAAAAAGAACACGGCCCUGUGUGACCAGGGACAAUAUCUCAAUCUCCUUUCCUACGCUUGGCAUUUAUGGAGUGAAGGCUACACAUUGGACCUAAUGGAUGAAACAAUUGCUGUUAGCUCUCCGUUGGAGGUAACAAGAUGCAUCCAUGUCGGGCUUCUCUGUGUUCAGGACCAUGCCAUGGAUAGACCAAACAUGUCUGAUGUGGUUCUGAUGCUAAGUGGCGAAUCGGAUCUUCCUCAGCCGAGACAGCCUACAUUCACUUUCCAAACCGAAAUGCCAAAUCGUGCUAUCCCAUCAAAGCAAGAAGGUGUCUGGUCUGUUAACACUGUCACUAGUACAACGGUCGAAGGAAGAUGACGAUUAUCUUUCUUCACUUUUAUUUUUAAUUUUCAGCAGACGAUUUUGUUGUUAUUUUCAAAGAUAUUAGUGUUUGUUCAAUUCAAGGAUGGCUUUAGUCCGCUCUGUACUAAAGGUUGAAUGAACUGCUCCACUUUUGCAUGGA